This is a messenger RNA of Tetranychus urticae (two-spotted spider mite), 1915 nucleotides long. It is a transcript of the gene eIF2Bgamma, whose product is annotated as eukaryotic translation initiation factor 2B subunit gamma. Gene Ontology annotation, cellular component: eukaryotic translation initiation factor 2B complex; guanyl-nucleotide exchange factor complex. NCBI's taxonomy places the organism in Eukaryota, Metazoa, Arthropoda, Arachnida, Trombidiformes, Tetranychidae. Gene Ontology annotation, biological process: cytoplasmic translational initiation. Gene Ontology annotation, molecular function: guanyl-nucleotide exchange factor activity; translation initiation factor activity. The record is from RefSeq and is a predicted model, not a curated record.
UCAGUCAAAAUUUUGACUAAUGAUUAAAAAUCUGACUUCUAAUAAGCUGAUAAAUUUGUUAAUUUGACAGAUUUCGAUCAAUUUCAAUCAACUUGAACAUUGACUGAACGAUAAACAAACAUGAAUGCUUAGAGGACGCAUAGAUCAAAAACUAUACAAUCUUUGAAUUCAAUUUAACCGCGCUUUCUAUCCUAAAGACAGGUUUAAUUUUUUGUGUUGUGUUUCACAUCUGUUUGGUUUAUUUUGCUUUCUUCAUAUUAAAGUUUAAUUAAUUUCUGCAAUCAUGUCUUUUGGUAUUCAAGCCAUCGUCUUAGCUGCUGGACGAGGAUCAAGGAUACCUGAGUUGGUAUCAUCACAACCUAAAUGUCUUUUACCUAUUGGUAAUCGCCCAAUGAUCUAUUACCCAUUACAUGCUUUAGAGUCGUGCAAGUUUUCUGUGGUGACAAUUGUAAUCAAUGAGGGCCAAAAAGAAGCUGUUAGUGAAGCCAUUUACAAUCAUUUUGAUACACGAACAAUGACAAAUAGAAUCGGCUGGUUUCUUCUGCCUAACAAAGAUGAAGAUUAUGGAACUGCUGAUACAUUAAGAUUAAUGCAUGAACAAAAACAAAUUUCGAGUGAUUUCCUUGUCAUCAGCUGUGAUACCUUGACUAAUUAUCCACUAUACCAGCUGGUUAGUUCAUAUCAUAUUCGUGAUGCUGCUAUCACUUGUCUUUUAUCUUCAUCUAAUAUUAUUUCUGAUGGAUCGACACCGGGAAAAAAAGGAAAACCAGUAUUGGAGAAAGAUCUGAUUGGGAUUGAUUAUCAAAAUAACGAUAGGCUAGUUUUCUUCAAUUCAGAAUUGGUUUUUGACGAGGACAUUCCGUUCAGCAUUUCAAUGUUGAAGAGAUGUCCGCAGUUCAUUAUACACAACAACUUUCUUGACACUCAUAUUUACAUAAUCAAGAAAUGGGUUUUAGAUUAUUUGGCAGAAAAAAGACAAUUUAAAUCAAUUAAGGCCAAUUUAAUACCGAGACUUGUUCGAGAACAAUUCAAAAGCAACGUUAUUCAAAAUAAAACAACGUAUGAUUCGGAAGUUGAAAAUAAAUAUAAAGUUGAUUUAUUGGAUUACGUCGAAGAAGAUGAGAUUUAUAAAGCCAUUGAAAAUUUAGACAACUUCAAUCUCUCUCAUGUUACCGUAAACCCAGAUACUAAAGAGAAGAAGAAAGUUUAUCCUGAUAGCGCUGUCAAGUGUUAUGCCGUAAUUCAAAGAGACGGAAUAAGUCUCAGAGCCAAUACUGUUACCGGCUACUUUGAAGCUAACAAGCGUCUUCGAGCAAUUUUCCCGAAUUUGCCUGUAAAGGAUAAAACUUCUGUUCCUUCCACACCAACUACCCCGAAUGUAGGACCUCCAGUUAAAGUGCAAAUUGGAGCAGAUUGUCUUGUUUCACCUUCGAGUAGAAUCGGGGAUAAGACUUCGAUUAAAAGAUCAUGUAUUGGUGACCAUUGUUUAAUCGGUGAAAAGGCUAAAAUUGCUAAUUGUGUAAUAAUGAAUCAUGUUACUGUUGAAGCCGGUUGUAAUAUUCAAGGAAGCAUAAUUUGUAACAAUGCUGUUAUCUGUUCAUCUGCGGAAAUCAAAGAUUGCAUUGUUGCUGCUAAUCACAAGAUAGCCACCUACGGUCAAUUUUCCAAUGAAGUUAUACCGCCAACUUUUGUUGAUGCCUCGGAUGAUUUGUAGCCCAGUGAAACGAUCAAUUAAUUUAAAAUUUAAUUUGCCCUUACUUCAUUCAGAUGUGUGCAUAAGAUUUGAAAAUCUAUAAUUUUUUAAAAAUAAACCGUUUGGCAGAAUAUAAUUCAAUGUUACUCUCAAUUUUUACAUCAACAGGAUGGUCAUGUGAAAACAAGCUACAAGCUGUAAAUUAAACCAUUUUCAUUUACU